GAACAAUAGCAAAAUAAUAUUCGUUAAUUCACAUGAACUUUAUAGCAAUAUUGAUAAGAAUAAAACUUUAUUUGACCCUAAUAGAGCCUUUUAUAGGUUUUGUAUUUUAAUUUUAUCUUGUUUUGUGGGAUUUGGUGCCUGUAUUUGUUAUGACUCUCCAGCCCCUUUGCAAGAUCAAAUUCGCAAAGAUAUUAACAUUUCAGGAAGUCAAUUUAUGGCAUUUUAUUCAUGGUAUUCUUGGCCAAAUAUUAUUCUAUGUUUUUUUGGUGGUUAUCUUAUAGAUAAAGUAUUUGGAAUACGUUUUGCCACUUUCUUAUUUGCUGGAUUAGUUUUAAUUGGAAAUAUUAUAUUUUCAAUUGGAGCAUUUUUAAAUGCUUAUUGGCUUAUGUGUAUUGGUCGUUUUGUGUUUGGGGUUGGUGGUGAAUCGUUAGCAGUAGCACAGAAUUUCUUUGCUAUAUUAUGGUUCAAAGGUAAAGAGAUCAAUUUGGUGUUUGGUUUACAGCUUAGUGUGAGCAGAUUGGGGAGCACUGUCAGUUUUAAUGCGUUGGUACCAAUUUACUUCGAAUUUCAGAAAUAUUUAAAGAAAACUAUUUGCCUAGGUGCCACUUUUAUGUUAGUUACCUUGACCUGCUUAUUGUCCUUCGUGAGCGCUUUACUUUUGAUUUACAUGGACCGGAGGGCGGAAAAACUAAGAAACUCCUCUAAACUUGUCACCCAUGCAAACAACGAAGCAACAAUGGAGAGAAACAAAGAUGUUACUAACGAAAACCAGGACAAUAUCGUUACGAACAAAGAAGACAAAGCAGAAAAGGUAUCGAUCAAAGAUAUAAAAGACUUUCCGCUAAACGUAUGGCUCAUAAACAUUGUUUGCGUCACAUACUACGUUGCUCUCUUCACAUUUAUAGGGCUCGGAAUCCCCUUCUUUCAAAACAAAUUCGGAUUAUCUUUGGCCAGAGCCAGUGUAGUCAACAGUAUAGUCUACAUUAUUUCUGCCUUCAUAUCUCCCAUCCUUGGAUUCGUGGUGGACAAAGUAGGCCGAAACCUUACUUGGAUUACAAUUUCCUUCCUUUUCGCCAUUGUAGCACAUUCUCUCAUGGCGUUCACCCUAUUGGCCAACCCUUAUUUUUGCAUGGUUUUGCUGGGGAUUUCUUAUUCCAUACUCGCUUCCGCUCUUUGGCCGCUGGUCAGUUACGAAGUUCCAGCUUAUCAACUUGGCACAGCUUAUGGAUUAAUGCAAGCUUUUAUGAAUGGGGGAUUAGCACUCUUUUCCCAAGUAGCAGGAGCUCUGGUAGAUUUUAAAGGAUACUUGUUUUUGGAAAUAUUCUUCUUAUCCUUAUUAUUUAUCGGUCUCCUAGCCAACGCUGUUCUCCAAAUGAACGAUAAAUUUAGAAGGGGAGUUCUGGAUGUCAGCCCUGCCGAAAGGGAACUCAAAUUGACAUUACACCCCACUUCAUCGGCAUCCACCCUGCUCUCAUCAAAUCGCCUUAACCCACAACGAAAAGGUGACGACAAUCCGGAUUCUUUACUGAGCGAAGACAAUCAGCUUCCUCUUGAUUCGAAUCCAGAUAACAUGGGUUGCCAUUCUCAAGGAAGUGGCGUUCAAGGGGGUUAUCACCUCUUUCCUAGGUCCUCGUUUUACAUUAGGAAUCGUUAUUUGAGUCGGAUCGGGGCUCAGAUACCUAGACAUAUACUUAUGGGGUGUAACAAGCCGAUUACUUCGAUUCCAUACCAUGGUGGGAUAUAUCAAAAAAUGCCCGCAUAUUUAAAAUGAUGUUUUUUUAUUUUUAUUAUAUGAUUUUAUUAUAAUUGUUUUUUUAGACAUUCAAUUUUUACAUUUAAAAAAAAUAUAGCUAUUCCUUAUAUAUUAAAUAGCCAUCAAUAAUUUUUUUUGUUUAUUUUUAUUCUCUACCCUGACGUCUUAUAUUGAGAUUUUAU
Molecule: messenger RNA, 1935 nt
Organism: Gordionus sp. m RMFG-2023
Lineage: Eukaryota; Metazoa; Nematomorpha; Gordioida; Chordodea; Parachordodidae
Product: major facilitator superfamily domain-containing protein 1-like
Exons: 12
Coding region: 215-1771 (518 amino acids)
Biological process (GO): transmembrane transport
Cellular component (GO): lysosome
Molecular function (GO): transmembrane transporter activity
Source: RefSeq, a predicted model, not a curated record